Molecule: messenger RNA, 750 nt
Organism: Acanthocheilonema viteae
Lineage: Eukaryota; Metazoa; Nematoda; Chromadorea; Rhabditida; Onchocercidae
Source: the annotation of a GenBank genome assembly
AUGGGACCAACAAAACUUGCAUAUUGCGAGCUUUACGAUCUUCGCGAUGGUACAUAUACUCUUUCAGUUAGACCUUCUGAAAUUGGAAAACAUACGCUGGUUGUGAAAUAUUCGGAUGAACAGGUGCCAGGAAGUCCAUUUGUUUUUAAUGUUUCCUAUCCACCAGAUGCAUCCAAAGUACGUGUAUAUGGACCUGGAAUUGAGCAUGGAAUACUUUCCACGUUUAAAUCAAAUUUCGUUGUUGAAACGAAAGGUGCCGGAGCAGGACAGCUUACAGUACGUGUUCGUGGACCAAAAGGAGCAUUCAAUGUUGAAAUGCAACGAGAAAAAAAGCAAGAACGAACAAUUCAUUGCAAAUAUGAACCAAAGGAACCAGGAGAUUAUCAGGUGGAAGUUAAAUGGCAUGGUGAACAUGUUCCGGGAUCACCAUUUCUGGUAAUGAUUGUUGAUACGGAACAAGAAUUACAGCGAUUCCUAUGUGGUGAUGCACCAUCACCACAACCAGCAACUCCAUUUAUACCACCUGGUUGGAUUGGUACACCACCACCACCACCAUUAUUUCUUGGUGGACCUCCACCACGUGGUCCAUAUCUUCAGCCUCAUGCUGCCGUACUUCCUUUACCAUCACCAACCAUUCAGGGAACACCGUUGACAGGAGCGCAUGGAUCCUUAAUGCCAUAUGGAACGAUGCCACAACCACCGCAUGCAAUGCGUACCGUAAUACGACCUAGGUUUAUGAGCGGUUAUUGA